Messenger RNA from Cantharellus anzutake, 333 nucleotides. RefSeq lists its product as uncharacterized. Lineage: Eukaryota; Fungi; Basidiomycota; Agaricomycetes; Cantharellales; Hydnaceae. The coding region runs from base 1 to 333 and encodes 110 amino acids. The record is from RefSeq and is a predicted model, not a curated record. The transcript has a single exon.
AUGUCUGCCUCACCAAGCUCUACUGCCUUCCGAUCCCGUGGCUUCCAGGCACCAUCUAGUUCUACACCAGUGCAACCACCUACUGUGUCUGAUCUGCCCAUCAACACUGAUGUGCAUGGUGAAGCUGAUGACAGCGAAGUUGCUGGAGACACCAACAACAAUGGCACUGAUAGUGAUGACCCUACCCCUGGUGAUGCCUCUACUGUCAAAAGCAUUGAGACUUUGAUCACAAAAUAUGCAGCCCUUUAUGCCAUUUUCCAUUCUCCUUUUUUAUCGAAAGCUUCCCUUCUGGUGGAACUCAGCAGUGAUUUCCACUCAUGGGCACCAACAUAA